Molecule: messenger RNA, 1724 nt
Organism: Exaiptasia diaphana
Lineage: Eukaryota; Metazoa; Cnidaria; Anthozoa; Actiniaria; Aiptasiidae
Product: serine-arginine protein 55
Exons: 9
Coding region: 92-907 (271 amino acids)
Cellular component (GO): nucleus; cytoplasm; ribonucleoprotein complex
Molecular function (GO): mRNA binding
Source: RefSeq, a predicted model, not a curated record
GAUAGCUACCUCAUGGUUCAUAGUCCAGCGACGUCGUUUCAAUUUUCUUGUCGUGUUAGGAGCUUGAAGGAAAAGGUAUAUUUUAUCCAAAAUGUCGCGUGUAUUUAUGGGAAGACUUCCAAUGGAUACACGAGAAGUAGAUAUAGAGCGGUUUUUCAGGGGGUACGGACAAAUUCGAGACAUUACUUUGAAGAAGGGCUACGGUUUUGUGGAAUUUGACGAUUACAGAGAUGCAGAAGAUGCUAUCGACGAACUGAAUGGAAAAGAGCUUCUUGGAGAGAGAAUCACUCUAGAGCUUGCAAGAGGUAGAAGGUCUAGUGGUGGUAGAGGUGGAGGAGGAGGAAGAGACAGAGGAGGUCGUAGCAGCUUUGGUUCAGGAGCAAGAAGACCAGUCUGGCUUGAUAAAGCCAGUUAUGGUGGCAGGCAAAAAUAUGGUCCACCAGUAAGAACUGGAUAUGCUGCUGUUGUUGAGAACCUAUCAAGCCGUACUAGUUGGCAGGAUCUCAAGGAUUACUGUCGCAAAGUUGGCAAAGUAACAUAUGCAGAUGCUCACAAACGUAGAGUAGGAGAGGGAAUUGUAGAGUUUUCCAGCCGUGAUGAUCUUCAUGAUGCAAUCACGAAACUUGAUGAUACUGAACUCGGUGGAAGGAGAAUCAGGAUAUACGAGGAAAAACGUCACAGAAGAUCAAGAUCAUACUCAAGAUCUCGCUCAAAAUCUCCACGUCGUAGGUCAAGAUCUCACUCUCGAUCCAGAAGCCACUCUGGCUCCCCAGCCCCUAAAAGAAGAGGGCCAAGCAGAUCUAGAUCUCCUUCAAGGUCCCGCUCCCGCUCACGCACUCCUGUGAAAUCAAGGUCAAGGUCACCUGCUGCUAAUGACAACCAGGACGAUAGUCGUGACACAGACUAAACACUUCUUUCUUUUAUUAUUGUAUUUUAUUAUGUUGUAAUAAGCAGUGGAAAUGUACAGCUUUAUUUUGACCUUUAUUUACACUUAGGUGUAUCAUUCUUUUUGUAAUCAGUUUUUACCAUUUAAAAGUCAUACUGAGUGCAAGUAUGCAAUACUCUUCUUAAGGGAUGUUUAUAUCAAGGCCAGUAGACAGAUUGUUCUUAUUUUGUGUUUUCCAGUACAUAGAACUGGUCCACUUGUUAUGAGCAGUGCAUUUGUCAAACAGCCACCACAAAUGUGAAGUACAAAAUUGUUCUAGUUUUGAGUGGUUUGCACAUUUAUUACACUGGCAUAUUAGACUCUUGGUUAUAUUGAUAACUUUUAGAUAAAUGCCAUGAUAAGAACUUUGUUUUGAUGAUUAGAGCAAUGCACUUAAUUUGUGACAUUUUCCAUUAGUAAUGAUGUUCAAUAGUAACAAUGUCGGUAUUUUCCACACACAAAAAAUACCRACCGUACAAAUUUUGUGUUACUUURAUUUUGUACAAUUUCACAGAUUAAAUGCAUUCCUUCUACAGAAUUUUGACUUAAUUCUUCUAAACUUUGAAUAUGUACAUUUAUAAUUCUUUAGAAUUAACACUUUAGUUUAAUUUUGCACUCAUAGUAAAGGAUUCUUAUAAAUAAUGCUCUAACAAAAAUAUUUCCUCUGUUGCCCUUGUAUUCAUUUCUGUUUCUAGAUGUUUAUAACGUAUGUAGAGAAGGCCCUGCCUUUAAUUAUUGCACUUUUAUCAUGUAUCCUAAACAAAAAACAGAAAUCACCAAUAAACAUUUACGUGUAUUA